Messenger RNA from Xiphophorus couchianus (Monterrey platyfish), 1140 nucleotides. RefSeq names its product mediator complex subunit 27 (gene med27). The transcript has 7 exons. The record is from RefSeq and is a predicted model, not a curated record. NCBI's taxonomy places the organism in Eukaryota, Metazoa, Chordata, Actinopteri, Cyprinodontiformes, Poeciliidae. Gene Ontology annotation, biological process: regulation of transcription by RNA polymerase II. Gene Ontology annotation, cellular component: mediator complex. Gene Ontology annotation, molecular function: transcription coactivator activity. The coding region runs from base 65 to 1090 and encodes 341 amino acids.
CCGCGCCACGGAGUCCCAGAAGCAGCAGCAGCAGAAGCCGAGCCUCUCCGGCGGCAGCAGCAACAUGUCGGAGCCGAUCUCCGUGGGGGUGAACCUGGACGCCUUCUCUCACGCCAUUAGCGGCAUCCAGGCGCUCCGCUCCAGCGUCAGCCGCGUCUUCGAGUCGCUGAAGGACGGAAUGAAGAACCGCGAGACUCUGGAGGGCCGCGAGAAGCGGUUCAUCUCCGAGUUCCAGGACACCCUGCAGGCCGUCAACCGGGACCUGAAUGAGCUGGAGCGUCUCAGCGGCCUGGUGGGCCGUCCCUCAGAGUCCCAUCCGCUCCAUAACAGCGGGCUGCUGAGUUUGGACCCGGUUCAGGACAAAACUCCUCUCUACUCUCAGCUGCUGCAGGCCUACAAGUGGUCCAACAAGCUGCAGUACCACGCCGGGUUGGCCUCCAGUCUGCUGAACCAGCAGUCGCUGAAGCGAUCGGCCAAUCAGAUGGGAGCCUCAGCCAAGAGACGGCCCAAAGUCCAGCCCAGUACGCUGGUGCUGCCGCCCCAGUAUGUGGAUGAUGUCAUUUCCCGGGUCGGUAGGAUGUUUCCGGAUAUGACCAUCGAGCUUUUCAGACCCAACGGGACGUCAGCUGUGCUGCUGGUACGUCAGAACUGCUUACAGCCCAGGCAACGGGUGGAGGCGUCUCCAGGCCGUUGCCUGGCGUCUCCAUCUCAGCUCUCUCGUUCUCAGGUGACCCUUGGGAAGGUGCUGAAGGCGAUCGUUGUGAUGCGUUCUCUGUUCAUCGACAGAACCGUCGUCAGAGGUUUUAAUGAGAAUGUCUACAGCGAGGACGGAAAGCUGGACAUUUGGACAAAGUCUCAGUACCUGGUUUUCCAGAAAGUAACUGACCAUGCUACAACAGCCCUGCUGCACUACCAGCUGCCCCAGAUGCCCGACGUGGUCGUUCGCUCCUUCAUGACGUGGCUCCGCAGCUACAUCAAGCUGUUCCAGUCUUCGUGUCAGCGCUGUGGCCGGUUCCUGCAGGACGGUCUGCCUCCAACGUGGAGGGACUUUAGGACCCUGGAGGCGUUCCAUGACACCUGCCGUCUGUAAACAGUCGAUGUUUACUUCCUGUUUGUAAAUAAAGUUUGGAGUUUUUUUCA